UAAUUAAACUGUUGGUAUACAAACUUGUCGUGCCUAGAUCUAAAUAGUUUGAGGUAUGGUACCAAAUUCAACCAAAAUAGUAUUAGAGUAGGACUUGUGCUCUUGUCUUUCUCUAUUCUCUAUGUCCUUAGCUUAUAUAUUAAUAUGUGAAGAAAAGAAAAAGGCCUAGUAGUAUAGAUAGAUAGAGAACAAAAACCAAGUGAGACCAAGUGAUCUACCAACCAAACAAACACUAAUAUUUUUCUCUCUUCCUCACAUCCUACAAACAAAAAUGGACUCUUCAACAAAUCUUAGUGAUCAUCAUGCCAAAGAUGUUCGGAAACAAUGCGAAAUCUUCCGAACCGCAAAGUAUCCGUCUUCACGCCGGACGGCCUCUUUCUCCUCAUGUUCAUCAUCACUUUCACCUUCAUCUUCUUCACUUGAAUCAUUCUAUUUUCCUGAUGAUCCUCUUCUUAGUCCUGCCUCACCACUUAGAUUCUCAGGUGUUCCAUUUUCUUGGGAACAAUUACCUGGAAUUCCAAAGAAACAUAAUUCCAACAAGAAUAAAAAUUCAUCAUCCAUGAAACUCUUACCAUUACCACCUCCUACAAUUACUACUACACACUCUUCUAAAAAGUUCAAUCAUGAAAAUGAUACCAAGAUUUGGAAGAAGAAUUCAAUUCAAAGUAGCUUUCAAAGAGAUCAUGAUCCUUUCUUUGCUGCAAUGGUUAAAUGUUCAAAGGAUGAUAAUGAAGAAAUUACAAGUGGCAAUUUAUGGAAUAAUAAUAAUGGAGCUAAAGUUUCAAGGAGUAUUAGUGAUCGUUUUGGAUUUAUUAGUCUUUAUGGUUCUUGUAAGAGAACUUGUGCAGUUUCUGAAUCCUUAGUUCUACUUCCAACUUCAAGAAGAAGCACUUAUCAACAAGUUAAUGGCAGGUCCCUCUGAGAUUAUUCCAAUAAGUGAUUCAAAAAAUGUACUUGUCUUCAUGUUCUUACUAGAAAAGGUAUUUUUUUUUAACUUUUUUUUAUAACUUUUUUAAUUAAACCUUGAUCUUUGUUACUACAUGUUACUAAAUUAUGGUAUGUAAAGACAAGUAUGUCAUUGGAAACCUUUUAAGGUAUUAUUAUUGUAAUAUAUUAUUACAAGUAUAGGAAGCAGUGUUUGUCUUUAUUUAACAUUUAAAAUUUUAAUAAUUUUGUUUUUUUGGAUAUUUGUGGAAUUAGACACCUAAAUCUCUGAAUACAAUAUAUGCUAUUUGCUGUA
Messenger RNA from Trifolium pratense (red clover), 1240 nucleotides. RefSeq lists its product as uncharacterized. The record is from RefSeq and is a predicted model, not a curated record. Bases 272 to 922 code for a protein of 216 amino acids. NCBI's taxonomy places the organism in Eukaryota, Viridiplantae, Streptophyta, Magnoliopsida, Fabales, Fabaceae. The transcript has a single exon.